Molecule: messenger RNA, 1844 nt
Organism: Corticium candelabrum
Lineage: Eukaryota; Metazoa; Porifera; Homoscleromorpha; Homosclerophorida; Plakinidae
Product: fascin-like
Exons: 2
Coding region: 42-1664 (540 amino acids)
Biological process (GO): establishment or maintenance of cell polarity; actin filament bundle assembly; cell migration
Cellular component (GO): cytoplasm; actin cytoskeleton
Molecular function (GO): protein-macromolecule adaptor activity; actin filament binding
Source: RefSeq, a predicted model, not a curated record
UUCCAGUCAAGUGGAAGUGCCGUCUCACUUGUCGUCACCCGAUGGCCGUUUCACUGCAACUGAGAGCGUCAUUCGAAGUCUCAUCGCUUUACCUACAAUCUGACAACACCGCCGUGUUCGUCGAUCCGUCAUGCGAGUGGCUGCGCUGCGUGUGGGACCUCGUACAGCGCGGACGCUCCUCCAUCAGUCUCAGAACGGCAACCGACCGUUACAUCAGCCGGAUAGACGACGCAGUAGGCUUGUCGAGCGAUCUAGACUCCGCCGCCGUGUUUGACGUCCUCACACGUCGCGACGGUACGUGGGACUUCCGUCUGGCUGAUGGAAAAGUGUUGUCAGUCAACACCCAUGAGAGAUCUCUCCACUGGUCGGACGGUAGCCAUGAAGAGAGCGCCAGCUGGACUGUCCAUCUCGCCUCCAUACCAACAGUCAAUAUGCGCAAUGCGAGCACGAAGCGUUAUUUGUGUCUCGAGGAGAGCGAGUUGAGGGUGAGUAAGGAUGUGGCGUGGGGAGCAGAGGCGGUCGUGACGCUCGAGGAAGUGGCUGGUCAGUAUGCCAUCAGGACGUGCAGUCACGAGUAUCUGGAUCAGAGCGGAAGUCUUGUCGAGGAGCCGACCGAGAGUAGUUUGUUUGGUCUUGUUGUCAAGGGUGGCAGAGUGGCGUUUCAAGCCGUGGACGGCACGUUUCUCUCGGCUGGUGGUCCGUCCAGCAGCUUGGCAUCUCGUCGAGACAAACUAGAUCGCGAUGGGUUGUUCAUACUCGAGACGAGUCGACCACAGGUCACCCUGACGAGCCACUCGGAUGACCUCAAGGUCGCUUUUUACGAGACCAGAGGGGAUAUUGUUGCUGAUCAAGACAAGACGGACGACGCAGUUUGUUUUCAAUUGGAGAGUAAGUGUAGUGGGAGUGACAGUCUGUGGUACAUCAGGACGCAUCAUAACAAACUAUGGCAGUUAGUGGAACGAAGCAAUGCAAUCAGAGCCGAAACAGAAGAGAAAUCGGAAGCUGCUGAAUUUCAACUAGAAACGAUGGAUGACAGAACCGUGUUAAAGUCGGCGAAAAACGGGAAAUAUGUUGUAGUGAAAUCCAACGGGCAUCUGCAGGCUUCGUGCGAUGAGCCAACAGAAGAGAGCCAGUUUGUGCUCGAGCUGGUUAAUCGGCCGGCUAUUGUGCUGCAAGGUCCAAGCGGGUUUGUCAAUCAGGGUGACGAGCAAGCGGCGCUAACUUGUCGUAGUUUGACUUCUGAGGUGUUUCGGCUUGAGAGUCGGCAUGGAAGGUAUUCACUGUCGACUGACGAUGAGAAGUAUUGGUCGUUGUCGGACGAUGGGGAUCACGUUGAAGCGGAGAGUAUCGUCCCGGUGGCGUUUCGUAUUCGGUUUGUGUCUGAGACACGGUUUAUCAUUCAAACGACUGACAACUCGUUUCUUUGUCAUUCGAAUGACACGGAUGUUAUGAUCACUGCCAAAGAAGUCGAGGCUGGUAAUGGUCAGUGGAACUAUGCAGGGACGAACGUUGCCGUUCAUGGUCGUGUGACACCAUCACCAUCUCCUCUGCCACCUCGACGUCAAAUCAAACAAGAACAAGAGCAACAACCAUUGCCACCAUCGCCUGGUCCACAGAAGCCACCAGAGCAGCCUAAAGGUGGAGGACGGUGUGUAAUCUUAUGAUGUGGUGCUUAGGGUUAUGAGUGAUGUGAACAUUGAAAUGAAUUGUGUGCCAUGAAUUGAUAGCUUUUAUUACCUGAUUGGAGAACAGAAUCUAGCAUUUGCAUUUGUCGUGUUUAUCAUAGUCUUUAUGGUUUACCAAAGCAUAUGAAUUGAAGCAUUUAGUAAAGAGGCAAGGAACUG